CCCGGCUCCAGCCGGCGCAGGCGACAGUGGCGGUAGCGGAGAGCCUUGGGCGGCCCGGCGGGGCGAGGCCAUGAAGGUGAAGAAGGGCGCCAGCGGGGCCAGGACAGGGGCGGAGCCCUCUCCUGGGGCUUCAGGCCUGAGCGUAGAACACUCGCCGGGUCUGCAAGCUGAAUCAGAAUCAGAGUCUGAGUCGGAGCCGGAGCCAGGCUUGGGGCCCAGGCCGGGGCCGCUGCAGGGAAAGCAGCCCAUAGGGCCGGAGGAUGUGCUGGGGCUGCAGCGGAUUACGGGCGACUACUUGUGCUCCCCUGAAGAGAAUAUCUACAAGAUCGACUUCGUCAGGUUCAAGAUCCGGGACAUGGACUCAGGCACUGUCCUCUUUGAAAUCAAGAAGCCCCCUGCCUCCGAACGGUUGCCCAUCAACCGGCGGGACCUGGACCCCAAUGCUGGGCGCUUUGUCCGCUACCAGUUCACGCCUGCCUUCCUCCGCCUGAGGCAGGUGGGAGCCACGGUGGAGUUCACUGUGGGAGACAAGCCCGUGAACAACUUCCGCAUGAUCGAGAGGCACUACUUCCGAAACCAGUUGCUCAAAAGCUUUGACUUCCACUUUGGCUUCUGCAUUCCAAGCAGCAAGAACACCUGCGAGCACAUCUACGACUUUCCCCCUCUGUCUGAGGAGCUGAUCAGCGAGAUGAUCCGUCACCCUUAUGAGACACAGUCUGACAGCUUCUACUUCGUGGAUGACCGGCUGGUGAUGCACAAUAAAGCAGACUAUUCCUACAGUGGGACACCCUGACCCCCAGAACUGCUCCCCACCCCAGGAGGCCUGGGCCCUCAGCUGUGACCUCUCCAAACUCAUCUCUCAACUCCAGGUCUUCUGCUUGGGGUGUGCUCCAGGAGCCCUGGACCCUGAAUCAGUGUUGGGAAGAAGAUGCCGCGUGUCCCCAGGCCAAGCCUUAACACCCCUGGGGCCUGGUGCAUGGGUCGAGGUGGUAGGAGCUGUUUGCCUCAGUGUCCUUUUAGGCCUCCUGUAAGAGGAUCAGCCAGGACUUCCAGACAGCCUAGCUCGGCCCUUUUGGGCCCAAGUUUCACAAUACUGUUUCCGGCUCCAGGCUGUGACUAGGUCAGGACAAGGAUCUAUUCUUUGUCCCCUGUCAGCCGUAUCCAGGGCAUUUAGAGUUAUAAGUUCUCAGACAAAGGUCUGCAGGGGUAUGGGUCUCAGCUUCCCGACUCUCAUCAGGGGCUAAGAUACUGCCUGAGAUGGGGGGACCAGCCCAGAUUGCAGCCUGUGCUGGGAACUAGACCAACUGUAUAUAGUUUUCAAUAAACUCCUUUUCUGUU
Messenger RNA from Octodon degus (degu), 1338 nucleotides. RefSeq names its product unc-119 lipid binding chaperone (gene Unc119). Gene Ontology annotation, cellular component: centrosome; spindle midzone; spindle pole. The transcript is spliced from 5 exons. The coding region runs from base 71 to 793 and encodes 240 amino acids. Lineage: Eukaryota; Metazoa; Chordata; Mammalia; Rodentia; Octodontidae. Gene Ontology annotation, molecular function: lipid binding. The record is from RefSeq and is a predicted model, not a curated record. Gene Ontology annotation, biological process: visual perception; positive regulation of protein tyrosine kinase activity; nervous system development.